AAUCCUCUAUCCAUGUUGGCAGUGACGCCAGUGAGAUACCUGAAGAAACUUAUCCACUUCUGGAGGACUGUGAACUACUUAUCAUGGUAUACACCAUCUCUCUCUGGGGCUUUGGAAGAAGUGCAGAAGAUAAAGCCCAAGGGAACACUUUUUACUGGUAUGAUGCAUCUGAUGGAUCACGAAAAAGUAAAUGAAUGCACCUUAUAAAAUUGAUGGAUACAGAGGGUCUUGAUGUGCAACUGAACCAUGAUGGAUUGCGUAUACCAGUUAAACUCUAGCAUCAUGUUAACUUGCGCGUGCCCAUUCUUUUGCAUGAAAGCUUUAUGACUUUAGCAUCAAUUCAAAUGUUGUAUUUCAACGUAUCAAAGGUGAUAUAACAUUGGAAGGAUCAUUAUCCACAGAGGAGUACAUGAUUCUUAUGAUUUGUAGAUAUUCAUGGAAGUUUAUCAUUUUUCCCAUGUUAUUUACGUAGAUAAAUUCCAGAAAAAAGCCAUAUUCAUAUUUGUAUAUGAAGUUGUUUAGAGAAGAAGACAUUGACCUAUGUUUGUGUGUUAACCAAAACAUAGAGCUGUAUCUCAAUUAUUUG
This is a messenger RNA of Rubroshorea leprosula, 586 nucleotides long. The record is from the annotation of a GenBank genome assembly. NCBI's taxonomy places the organism in Eukaryota, Viridiplantae, Streptophyta, Magnoliopsida, Malvales, Dipterocarpaceae.